AUGGCAACGUCAGUCCAGACUCUCCCUCUGACCCGCGGCCCCAGCAAAAACUUCCGCAACCCCUUCCCAGUCCCACCCCUCUCCUCCCGUUGCGGCAUGGGAAGUGUUGGCAGUCUGGUUGAGAGGCCAGAUGUUUCUCCGACCAAAGGCAGCCGUGCUGUGCCCCAGGUGAGACCCAAACAGACCAACGGCCUCCUGAAGAAAGGCUUCACCCAGAGAGAGCUACUCAAUUACCUCAACAUCACCAGGUGAGUACUCUUGUAGAGAAACAGAUACAUGUCCUGCUAGGGGAUUUACAAGAUGCUCUUAAACAUGACAGGGCUUGACCUCAGUUUCUCUUCUUUUCAAAGGAAAGAGCCUAAAGCAAGCCAAAGCAGUGAGGGCAAGAAGGACAUACUCUCCGGCCUUAGCUCCACAAGUGGCCGAGAGGAGGAGAACUUAUACGCUAAGGUGUACAAUAAAGAUGGCACUGAAGUGGACCUGAGUAAAAAUUCUCUGCCAAGUUCGGGCAAGUAUGAAAAGGUAAAUAUAGUCAUUUUUUCAUAACUUACAUAAUAGACUUUCUCAAUUGUAUGUACUAGAACUUGAUUUUGCCUUUAAAGUCACUUCAUAUCACUUAAUCACCUCCCUCAACCUUAAAAUGUUAAAUUUUUUGGUUGGUUAAAGUCUUCUUUCAAGGAGACUCAUUCAUUGUUUCAGGCACAUAUUAAGAUCAGUGACUUUAUAGAUUAAAUAUGUCCAUGUGCAGCUGAUCAAGCUGUGUUAAAUUGGUCUGUGCUUCAUUCACACAACGUUGGCAGUGUGAUGAAACAACCACAGUGAGCAGCAUCUUAGCUGCAUAAAUCAACUUUAUUCUCUUCCAGCUCACCAGCAUAGAUUGAAAAUCUACAGCUCUCUCAGUCUUGAAUUUAUUGCAGCAAUAAAAUCUCACCUUUUUUGCUUGAAUUGAUCAAUGCUAAGAACACAACGGGUGGAACAGUAUUGAUUUAAUAGAAACAUAGAGAUUUAUGCUCCAUAGCACAGCCCCUCUUCACUAUGACAAGCUUGUUUCUCAGUUGCUUUCUGUAAUCGUUGCAUCCUCCUAAAGUGCCCUGAACUUUUAAAAACUUUUUUCCCCAGGCUCGUUUUCGAUCCUCUGCCUUCAAGCCUGUCACCCCUAAAAAUUUCAGCUCCAUGCAAAACCUCUACCCAUCGAAGUCGGAGGAUGUGGACCAUGGCUUGUCCAAUGGACUACACCGAUCUUACGCACAUGUCCCUAAAGCUGUCUCCACCUCCUCCUCCUCUUCCUCACCAUCCCGCCAUGGAGGACCAACAUCCAGCGGUAACAAGGUAACAUAACACAUAAUCAUAAAGCCUUCACCAGAAUAUCAUUAGAGGUUUUAACAGACCUUAGUUAGGGCUGGGCGAUAAAACGAUAACAAUAUACAGUACAGGCCAAGGGUUUGGACACACCUUCUCAUUCAAUGUCUUUUCUUUAUUUUUUUAUAUGAUUAUUUACAUUGUAGAUUAUCACUGAAGGCAUCGAAACUAUGAAUGAACACAUGUAGAAUUUUGUACUUAUAAAAAAGUGUGAAAUAACUGAAAACAUGUUUUAUAUUCUAGUUUCUUUAAAAUAGCCACCCUUUGCUCUUGAUGACAUAAGUACUUAGUAACCCUGACAGGGCACACCUGUGAAAUAAAAACCAUUUCAGGUGACUACCUCAUGAAGCUCAUUGAGAGAACAGCAAAAGUUUGCAGCGCUAUCAAAAAAGCAAAGGGUGGCUACUUUGAGGAAUCUAAAACACAAUACAUAUUUUUAGUUAUUUUACUGUUUUUUCUUAAGCACAUGAUUCCACAUGUGUUCAUUCAUAGUUUUGAUGCCUUCACUGAGAAUCUACAAUUUAAAUAGUAAUGAGAAUAAAGAAAAUGCGUUGAAUGAGAAGGUGUGUCCAAACUUUUGGCCUGUACUGUAUCAAAAAUUAAUUUCCCUCAAUAUCAAUAUAAAACAUGGUCAAUGGUCUUUUCGAUAGUCUGCGAAUAGCCAAUGAAAAGGGGAGUUGCUCCGGGUCCACUUCAUCACAUGCUGAAUUAGAACCAAGUAGCAAACAACUGCGUAGUAGCAGGCUGCAGCUACACGCAACCAUAGCACUUUAACAGCACUGUCGGUGAGAAAAAAAGAAAAUGAGUGCUACCCGCGGCGGAAAUGCAAAUGAAGGCUCAACAGAUGAUGACAUCAUCGACAAAACUGGCACGAAAUCGUCUGUGGUCAGGAGGUAUUUUGGUUUUUGAGGUCAGACAUGAAGCAGAGUAAUGUGCACUGUAAAUUAUGUCAAGUACGUGUUCUCACAAAGUCGGGGAAUACCUCAAAUCUUUUUCACCACCUGAAGCAGUGCCACGUGGCAGGGCAUGCGCAAUGCAAAAGGUUACAAACUCCGAGCGGAGCGAGGAGCCCAUGGUGCCUGUGCAGCCGACCAUUCAGUCUGGUUUCUCUAGCUUAACGGCUUACGACAAAACGUUAAAGAGACACAAAGACCUCACAGAUGCAGUAGGUUAUUGUAUUGCAAAAGACAUGCUACCAGUAAGCACUGUUAAAUUUCAUUUUUUAUAUCGUGAUAGAUAUCGAUAUAGACUAAUAUGAAAAAAUAUAUUGUGAUAAACUUUUAUCCCAUAUCGCCCAGCCCUAUCUUUGGUUAAACCUGUUGAGCUGUUAGUAGGGAAUAACUGAGUCAGUGUUGGAUCCUGGAUGUCUGCGCAUGAAAAAACGACUCAUAAUAUGCUAUUAUAUUCAGCCUCAAUUUGUAGCUGUAAUCUGUUUUUCUCAACCUCUUAUUUUUCACAAUGAAUAAAACUGUAUAAUUUUGACUGUGUAGGCUGUCUCUUCUGUGCGUGGGAUGAGCCAGGAGGAUGAUAACCUGUCAGACUCAGGCCAUAACUCCAUGAGCAGCUUGCCGCCGUACCGUCCACCAUUCCGCCCACACCUGGCUCACAUCAGGUCUGCAGCUCUACUUGAUAUUCAGAGUUGUUGUAAUUGACUUUUUGUGCUUAAUUACCGUGUAGGUAGUGAUGAUGUAAGACUUGAAUUGUUUCCUUUUUUACUUCAGUGCAUCGAUGGGCCACAUCAACACCAUCGGAUCCCUGGACAGAACCUCUCUGAGCCCAAAGAUUGUAGGGUCAGGGGGCGUGGCUAUAGGAGAGAUGGCCUGUCGGAGUAUGGCCACGCUGAGUCGUCUGGCGCCGUAUGGAGGAGAGGCUCCACCUCCCUAUGAAUGGACACUGUCUCUGUCAGUUGAGGAAGUGGUGAGUACAGAGCAUAUGGAUGUACUGAGUAGAUCAGUGUGGAUAACAGAUUGGUAAAUCAUUUAUGUUGGCCCCUCUAGGUUCGGGAUCUGGAAGAGCGCCUUGUGGAGAAAGAGCAUGAGCUAAAACAGAUGAAAAGAAACCUGGAUGAGAGCGAGGGAGCCAUCGCUCAGGUGGGUUUGUCCUUCAUCAUUUAUCCUUACAGAUGUCUGCCUCUCUUUGAAGUCUGACCCCCAUCUGUCCGCCGCAUGCAGGUGUUUGAAGGCAAACAGCGUCUGUGGGAGAAGGAGGUGGAGGAGCUUAAGCGCCUCUAUGCUGCCAAGCUGCGUCAGGUUUCCCAGCAUGCGCAGCGUUCACAGCGCAACCUGCAGUUGCAGCUGUUCAAGGCCCAACAGGAGAAGAGCCGACUGCAAGAAGAGCUGGAUGGCCUGAAGAGGGAGAGGAGCCAGGAGGUUGGCGCCAUAAUGAAGCCAACUAGCCCUACUCUGGAAGAGACGCAGUGGGAGGUGAGGCCUUGGAAAGUCAGCGGGGAAACACUUUAUGGCAGGGAGACAGACUGACUGAAAAGUAGUAAUUACAGGGCAGAGAGGAGAUAACUGAAUUCCUUCCUACUUUGUCCUGUUAAAAUGAUCCGAACAAGGCCCACAGAGACAGUAAAAAUGAAUCCUCUUCCAUGCCCCCUUUUUUCCUGUUUUCUACCUCUCAGGUUUGCCAGAAGUCAGGAGAGAUCUCCUUGUUGAAGCAGCAGCUAAGGGACUCCCAGGCAGAGGUGACCCAGAAACUGAGCGAGCUCUUCCAGCUGAAGACGCAGCUCAGGGAGACACGAACUGAGCUGCGCAACAGGGACGGCCAGAUAGAAGCUCUAAAGCUGGUCCUGCAGGGGACACAGCGGCGUAGAGUCCUCUCCCAGACUAUACAUGAUGAUGGAAAAGUAUCUGAAGAGAGUCCCUCAGCUGGAGCAGCAGGUAGUUUUGUGUACCCGUGUCUCUCUUUUGUGAAUGUACCUCUGUCCAUAUUUGAAGUGCACAUUGUGUUGGCUAACAGGGAUACACCUCCAAUUAGUCAUGCAUAGGAGCCACAAUCACAGUCAGGGUUUGUUAACCAUCCUCUAGAUUUACAUUUGUAAAUUAAAAUGAUCAAAAUUCAACCAGAGAAAAUCAUGGUUAGAUUUGGAGUACUUUAAAGUUGUUUAAACACAAGCAUACACCAAAACUUCAUGCACGGAAAGCUGACAUAAAAAAAAGUGAGAAAGAUAAUUAUGUGCUGCAGAUAUCUGCCCAACAUCACAGUAAGGAAGGCAUCUAAUCUGGGUUUCUUAUCAGGACAGCAGGAGCUUGUCUGGGCUAUUUAAGGUUUUCUGUUUACAUGCUUGGACCAAAAAUCCAGUUAUUUCACUAACCAGGUCAGGAGCAGAGUUCUCUGCUCUUUUAAAAAGCAGCUCAUGUCUUUCAUUAUAUUUCCCCUCCGGCUCUAUGAACUUUAAGUUAAAGCCAUGUGAACCUUGUUGCAGGAGGAUGCGGGGGCCCGACGGAGGAGCGUCUGCGCGCUGAGCUCCUGCUGGAGCGACGCCAGAGCGAGGCCCAGGCCAUGGCUUUUGAGGAGGAGAGGAAGACAUGGCAGACAGAAAAGGAUAAGGUCAUCCGCUACCAGAAGGAGCUGCAGGCCAGCUACUUGGACAUGUAUUACCGCAAUGAAGAGCUGGAGAGGGAACUGCAUCAGCUGAGGGUGGGCAGACAGCAAGGAGAGGGAGGAGCAGGAGGAGGAGGGGGCAGUAGAAAUGGGACACUGGAAAAAGAAGAACCAGACCUGAGGAGUGAGAGGGAGGACGAAAAACAAGAGGAGAGACCUGCCUCUGGUUUGCCCUGGAUAGAGAGAAUUGAAUCAUCAGAAAUUUGA
Molecule: messenger RNA, 5172 nt
Organism: Xyrichtys novacula (pearly razorfish)
Lineage: Eukaryota; Metazoa; Chordata; Actinopteri; Labriformes; Labridae
Source: the annotation of a GenBank genome assembly